AUGGUGUUGGAGUUAGUUGUACGAGAUUUGAAACUGCUCAAACCAAUAAAGACUAUAUUAGAAAAUGAAGGCUUGUUUGUUAAGCCUAUAUAUUCUGAAGGUGAAGACAAGAUCAUUAGAACACGGAUCAGUGAUUCAAACCAUCAAUUGCUAGAGAGUCUCGGUACUGGAGUUCUGAUACGUGAAAUCGAUGGCCCGGUUAUACAAUCUCAUACCAAGAAUGACAUAACGGAGUUCACAAGACACUUUUUCGAGGGAAAAUUGGAAAAUGCAACUGUAAUUAAAUUACUUGAGGUAUUGCCUGUUAAAUAUACAGUAUUUCCACCAUUACUAUUGUUCAAUUACUCCAAACAGAGAUCUUUUUUGAAUGAACUUUGGCAGCAGACGGUACCGUCUGAGCUUAUGGAUCAAUUCUACCAGGCGAUGCUAUCAGCGCCAUUCCUAGCCAACAAGAAAGUUUCACAUAUAGCUACAAAUAUGCCCAUAAUAGAGUCAGAUGUAAUGCGGAGGCCCUUUAACAUAGUACCAUUGUAUGGUUUUAAAAAUAGUAUACCGAACGAGGACAAGAUAUGGGACUCACCUAGCGCUCAGGAUUUCCAAGAUGCAUUGUGGUGCCAAGUGAAUCAAAAUGGGAUAGAGCAAGUGUGGGCUCCCCAAUUUACCAUGUUCAGUAGAGGAAAUAUAAAAGAGAAGAAACGUAUCUUAGAUACUUUUACUGACAUUGAAGGAAAUGAUGUGGUGGACAUGUACUCCGGAAUAGGCUAUUUCACUUUAAGUUACCUCACUAGGAAUGCCCGUACUGUAUUUGCAUUCGAAUUAAACCCAUGGAGUGUGGAAGGUCUCAAACGAGGUCUCAAGGCUAACAGGAUCGACCAGAAUAGAUGUCAUAUAUUUAAUGAAAGCAAUGCCAACUGUUUGACAAGAAUAAAAGAGUAUGCAAGCAUACACGGACCACCACACAUAAGACACAUUAACCUGGGACUGCUCCCAAGCUCAAGAGAUGGCUGGCCAUUGGCUGUACAACUCUACAGAUACCAAUUACAGUUCAGUACGGACAGGAUAACGAUACAUAUCCAUGAAAACGUCCACAUAGACCAUAUACGUGAUAAUAGCUUCAUCGCAAACACAGUAGCCCAAUUACAGGAAAUCGACUCGGAACUAACAUACACACCAACUCACUUGGAGCAGAUAAAGACAUUUGCUCCAGAUGUUUGGCACAUAUGCCUCGAUGUAGAUAUAGACCACUAG
This is a messenger RNA of Nakaseomyces glabratus, 1248 nucleotides long. RefSeq names its product tRNA(Phe) (4-demethylwyosine(37)-C(7)) aminocarboxypropyltransferase (gene TRM12). NCBI's taxonomy places the organism in Eukaryota, Fungi, Ascomycota, Saccharomycetes, Saccharomycetales, Saccharomycetaceae. Gene Ontology annotation, molecular function: tRNA methyltransferase activity; S-adenosylmethionine-dependent methyltransferase activity. Gene Ontology annotation, biological process: wybutosine biosynthetic process; tRNA methylation. Gene Ontology annotation, cellular component: cytoplasm. The record is from RefSeq and is a predicted model, not a curated record.